AGCAUGCGCCGAGGGUUAGGGGGGCGUCACCAAAGUUCAGACUGCCAGGAAAAGCGCAGAGAAAGAGGGAGAGAGGCGGCGAUUUGUUUGCGAUUGUCAGUGAGGGGAAAGUGCCGCCUGAAGGAUGAAUAAGCGACUCCCGGCGGCCUGUGCGAAGAUAUGAGUGCGGUGUUUGGGGUGGACGUAGUAGAAGAACCGCACAGCAAAAGAGUCCGAAUCCAGGGGCCAGAGACAGUUGCCGAGAGCUCCGAGGAAGAAAGGGGUUCCCCGGGAAGCCGGGGCCCCAGCAGCACCAACGUGGGGAAUAGAGUUCUCAAACAGAGAACCCUUCAUUCCUGGAUUGGACAUAAAGGAAGAAGAGCAGAAGAGCAUAAAAGGUGUCUUAAUAAAAGUGACCACAUAUCCGUGAAGAUGAGUUCAGACAACAAGACCAUCGUCUGCCAGCAAAGCGGUAACAAAGAAAAGCAUGUUAUGCAGAGCAUUACAGGAAAUCAAUCAGAAGAUCAUAACUUAAACAGUUCAGAAAAUGACAAUGGGCUUGAAUCUUUAUCAGGCAAUGAAAUGCUGUAUUUAGACAAUGCAAGCAACUUGGCAACACAGUCCUCUUCUAGCUGCCCCCUGACCAGCAACCCUACAUCUCCAAAUUCGGGAGAAUCAGAAAAUAUCCUAGUAGACUGUGUACCUGAAAGUCCACUCUCAGAGCAAGGUUGUGGAGACUCAGGAGCAAGUCCGCAAGACACGGAGUCUUAUGUGUAUGAAGAUAUCCCAUCUUCAGAAGGCAUGGAAAGUGAACCAGAGAUGUCUGAAGGGAAUAAAAAGAGUGAUCCUGGUUCGAAGGCUGACCACGAUGCUAUACCUCAACCAGAGCAUGACCAGGAAAAGAACAAGUCCGAAUCCAAGCAUUCUUGUAGUGUGAAUAAACACAGUAGUGGAGAGCCCAUGACUUGUAAGGAAGAAGUUGCUGAUAUGUCUGAAGGUGGAGCAACAGGCGGUGUAGGCUUUAAUGAAUGUAAAGCAAAAAAUAGUGCAAACCAGAGAUUUUCCAAAGUGUCUGGUCAUCUUUUUCCUGAGAGCAAGAAAGAAGAAGCAAGAAACGAUAAUCAAGGCUCAUCCUCUGACAUAACAUGGCUGGGGGCGCCAAUGGAAGAGAUGAACAGAAUGCCAGUGUGUCACAAUUAUCAACCACCAUUGAUGCCUUCUUUUAACCACACCAUCACCGUAAGGGUUGACAAGUUGCAUGACAAUGUGGUGCCUGUGCCCUAUCCAUCUUACAUUGUGGACACAUGGGACAGCAUACAUGUGAAGAUGCCCUGCUCAAAAAACAAUGAGUAUCCAGUAGAAGACCAUAAUGGUGGGAAGACGGUAGGAAGCCGAUGGAAAAUCAUUGAGUCAUCUUUGAGGGGCAACAUAAAAAACCCACAUGACCUGAAGGCAGCAAUUUUGGCAUAUAAUUUGACCUAUUCCAAAAAAUGGGACUUCACCGCUUUGGUCGAUUUUUGUGUGAAGGUAAUGGAAAAGGCUGAGAGCACACAUCUGUUCGGUUCCAUUCUUCCUGACAUGGUUUCUUUGGCCCUCAAACUCCAAAAGCUUUGCACAAAGCCUAUCCCAUUGCUGAAGAAAAGAAUGAAUCAUUCUAUCACCAUGUCACAAGAGCAAAUCUCGUGUCUCCUGGCCAAUGCAUUCUUCUGUACCUUCCCUCGCAGAAAUGCUAAGAUGGGGAAGUCUGAGUAUAAUACCUACCCAGACAUAAACUUUAACAGGUUGUUUGAUGGUAAAAAUCCAAGAAAAUCUGAGAAGUUAAAAACGCUCUUCUGUUACUUUCGAAGAGUCACCGAAAGACGACCUACAGGAUUGGUAACCUUUACAAGGCAAUACUUAGAGCGGUUUCCUGAAUGGGAAAAAUCAACAAAGCAGCUGAGGCGACUGCACAUUACAUGCGAAGGUACAAUUGAAGGCAAUGGACAUGGGAUGCUGCAGGUGGAUUUUGCUAACCGCUAUGUUGGUGGUGGUGUGACAAGCUCUGGUCUUGUCCAAGAAGAGAUCCGCUUCCUUAUCAAUGCUGAGCUGAUAGCGUCACGACUCUUUACAGAGGAAUUGGAUCCCAACGAGUGCCUUAUUAUCAUAGGUGCAGAGCAGUACAGUGAAUAUAAAGGAUAUGCUGAAAGCUACAAAUGGGACCGUGCUCAUGAAGAUCAAGCUCCGAGGGACAGUUGGCAGAGACGUACUACGGAAAUUGUUGCCAUCGAUGCUUUUCACUUCCGACAUUAUCUUGAUCAAUUUACCCCGGACAAGAUAAAACGAGAACUAAACAAGGCUUAUUGCGGGUUUUACAGAGAAGGAAUUGAACCUAAAAACCUAUCGGCAGUAGCAACUGGCAACUGGGGAUGUGGAGCUUUCGGUGGGGAUCCGAGAUUAAAAGCUUUAAUACAGCUUCUAGCAGCUUCAGAGACUGGACGAGAUGUUGUGUAUUUCACCUUUGGAGACAAGGAGUUAAUGAAUGAUGUUUACAGGAUGUACUCCUUCCUUUCUAAGCAGAACAAAACAGUUGGUGAAGUUUACAAAUUACUGUUGAAUUAUUACAAUGAGGUGUGCAUGAACACAACUGGAGCAAAGCCGGAGACAAAACUGUAUUCCUUUAUAUACAACCAUUUGUAGGGCUAUCAAAGUUAAAAACACUUGUGUAAAAAAAAAAGGGAAAUAAUGCUUUGUACCUUUCCACAAUGACCUGUUUUUUCUGCUGGUUGUAACAUAUGGACUAGCAUAUACAGUGUAUAUAACCAUACCUUUUAAUCGUAUGUGCUUUAUAAACAACAAUCCUUUUAGGACUUUUUUUCUUUGAUUUUGAUUUUUAAGAUGUAUUAUGCUUGACUGGAAUAUAUUUUCCAUUGAGUUUUCUUAUAUUUCAGAGUUCAUAAUUAUUUUAUUAGACCUUAAACUACAAAUGCAUUGCUGUGCCAUGCCAGCCUCUGAAUGUUUAUAAUACUCAUAUGAUUGUAGCUUUGUCACUGCUUCAUCUGUUUUACAAUCCAAAAGGGGAUCAACAUCUUUUUCAGAGCCAUAUAAGUUUAUCCGUGUCUCCCAUCAUGCAUAGCCGGUGAUCUAAGUGCUAUGGGAAGUGAAGAUACACAAAAGCAGUUGCUUCUGACUUUUCCCUAGUACCAUCUCUUUUAUAGUGGAUAUAGCAGUGCUCUUCUACAAUAUACUUGGCUUACCUCUGUAAUGCAAGCCCAGCAAGGCAAACUUUUGUUGAUUUUGCACGUUGCAGAGUUUUAUAAAAAAAAAAA
Rana temporaria (common frog) is the source of this 3284-nucleotide messenger RNA. It is a transcript of the gene PARG, whose product is annotated as poly(ADP-ribose) glycohydrolase. Bases 160 to 2655 code for a protein of 831 amino acids. Gene Ontology annotation, biological process: regulation of DNA repair; ATP generation from poly-ADP-D-ribose; carbohydrate metabolic process. Gene Ontology annotation, cellular component: nucleus; cytoplasm. The transcript has 18 exons. Gene Ontology annotation, molecular function: poly(ADP-ribose) glycohydrolase activity. Lineage: Eukaryota; Metazoa; Chordata; Amphibia; Anura; Ranidae. The record is from RefSeq and is a predicted model, not a curated record.